Molecule: messenger RNA, 3812 nt
Organism: Haliotis rufescens (red abalone)
Lineage: Eukaryota; Metazoa; Mollusca; Gastropoda; Lepetellida; Haliotidae
Product: suppressor protein SRP40-like
Exons: 6
Coding region: 1946-3169 (407 amino acids)
Source: RefSeq, a predicted model, not a curated record
ACUGUAACGACCGCCUAUAUGUCCAACGCAGUUUCUCCCCCGUACGUCUUAGAAAAUAGCCUGUGUUCGAAUGUGCUCUGUUUGAAUGUGCGAGUCAGAAUAUGAAAAACCACUGUGUAAGAAGACGGCUUUAACAAAGUAAUAGUUUUCAAAAAGUGUGGGGAUUCACCUUGAUGUUGAAAACAAGAUGAUGUGGAGUGAUGAAUUUGUCUACAAGUGGUGAAGAUCCUACGAACGGCGUUCUUGAUAAUCCUUGUGAAGAUUUCACCAAAGGUGUGUGUUCCAGAUGUACUCAUGUCCGGGAGAGAUUCAUAGAAAAGGAGGAAUGUGAACCAGUCAACAAACUGUUACCCAUUCACACAACAUAUGAUAUUCUAAGGGAGGGUGGCACAAGAAGUAGACAAAAAAAGGAUCUUAGGAGAACAGGAAAGAAAAGAUUCAUAUCUAAAGUUGCCAAAGCAGUGUCAGCAUUACGUAACAGUGGCGGAGGAGUGUUGUUAGUACACGUAGAAGGGACCUCACCGGGAGACAGGUGUCUGGAAUACUUUGACGAGGCUAUCAGAAAAGAGCUAACAGGGUUACUUGAAAGUGGCGAACUUUAUACUGACGUCUAUGAACGUAAAUGUUUGUGUGAGAUUAACACAUUUGAAGAUGUCAGUGACUUUGUUCUGAUAGAAGUUAAGAAAGUUGACAGUGUAUGUACUGUUGAUUUCAAUACUAAAGCGACAAAUGACAGUGAGAAUCUUACCAUCAACUCAUUAAACAUAAAGGUGCACCUGAGAAAAACAAACUGUCAGACACGACGCUGCACUACUGCAAAACUACCAGGUAAUGUCCAAGAACUGCAAGAGAAUCGGCAUAUACAACUGAAAACAUUCAAGGAAAACACAGAAGUCGCAAGAAUUAAGAGAGAUGCUGGAGAAUUGACUGACUACAUAUGGAAUAAUUUGAAAUUAAAGGACAACAUUGCGUCGAUGUCCAAGGUUGUUGGUGGGGGUUCAUACUUUUUGGGUGUCAGUGAAUCCAAUCAAAAAACAAAAGAAGGAUAUACCACUAAGAUACCAGCUUACACUGGUUUUAAGCUAGAUAUCACACAAGAAUCAUUGAGACAACAUAUUUACAAGAAGUUGGAAUCUGACAUCUGUGUCUUGGAUCAUGAAGGAACAUUUAAAGAGGGGCCAAAGGACUUGAUCAACAUCAUAUUCCACACGCUGCCAGGGAAGGAUGUUGGGUUAGUUGUUUUGGAAGUUGCCAUUCGGUAUUGCCACGGAGUUGUGUUCUAUGACAAACUUGGACCCAGAACAUACCUCAUAGAAAGUGGUGAGCCAAAGAUGUCUACAGUGUGUCGAAUGGAUCGUUGUAAAUGGCUUCAAAGAUCACGAAUCAUACACUCCCAUGUUUAUACCCAAACUCUCCAAGAGUAGCUGCACGAAAUGUUCUUGAUACUACGAAUCUGUCAGUUGUAGUGAAUUUGUAAAAUUUUGAACCAUGUCCGGCAGUGACGCUGAACAUCAAACGGCUCUACACUAUAUGAAUCAUCGGAAGAUGAUAUGAUAUGAAAAACAUUCAAGCACACCAUAGAACAAGUCACAAUCAUUAAGAGAGAUGCUACAAAAUUGACUAACUACAAAGGGAACACUUUGAUACUAAAGGACAAUAUAACGUCUAUGUCCAAGGUUAUUGAUGGGUCAUACUACUCGGGUGUUAGUGAAUCACUAAGACAUCAAAAGAAUGAUAUACUACUAAGACUCCAGAUUACACUGGUUUUGAGCUUGAUGUAACACAAGAAUCAUCGAGGGAACAUAUUUCCAAGAAGUUGGAAUAAUGUUAGGGAUAGUGAUGAGCUAAAUAUGGCUGAAGUGAAUGAAUCGUAUCACAUUCUAGACUACACUACCAAAUCCUGUAGACCAACGUUUGACAUUUGAGUACAGUAUUUCAACCAACCAUGUCCGACAGUGACACUGGAACAUCAACUGGCUCUACACCUUAUGAAUCAUCGGAAGAUGACAUGAUAUGCUACAUCACUGGCACCGCACAAUCAGUACCCAAGGUCCCUGACCUACAAGAUGCCGCACAACUCAGUGAGGAAAAUUGGCAUUCCAGACAGCUGCAAACGAAGUCAUGGACCAGGACAUCUGUAGCUACAGCUGACAGUCGAUUGGGUAUUGACACAAACAGCCAUUCGGGAAUGACAAUGUUUUCUAGCGGAGAUGCGCGGGAGCAGUCAUCAAUAGCUACAGUUGACAGUGGAUUGGGCAUUGACACAAACAGACAUUCAAGAAUGUCAAGGUUUUCUACCGGAGAAGCGCGGAAACGGUCAUCUAUAGCUACAACUGACAGUGGAUUGGGCAUUGACACAAACAGCCAAUUGAGAAUGACAAGGUUUUCUAGCGGCGAUGCGCGGGAGGGGUCAUCUAUAGCUACAACUGACAGUGCACAUGGUAGUGAUACAAGCAGACUGUCAAGCGGGAGAACAAGCACUGCUGGCAGAGAGGAGAGGGACUUUAGAAUUGACACACGCAUUCAACAGCUUGUGACAAAACAGAUUUCCGACAGAAAGGCAGGGAACCAGGCACCUAUACCUUCUGCUGACAGGGCCACAAACAUUCAGCGGCGUUUGACAAGUUUUCUUGACAGGGAAGCAAGAGACUGUGCAUCUGUAGUUUCUGCAGACAGUGGCUUGGGUAAUGAAACAAGAAGUAUUUGGAACGACCUCGAUAGUGACUCAAGCAGGCUGCAGGUGAAAAUAAAAAAAAUUGUCAGAGAAGAAUGGAGCCAGACAUCUGUAACUUCUUCCAACAGCGACGUGGGUAAUGACACAAGCAGUCUGUUGGGCGACCAUGAUAGUGACACAAGCAAAUUGCAAAGUGUGUCAACAAGUAUAACUGGAAGGGAGGCAAAGGACCAGGUAUCCAUAACUUCAUUGAGAUUCAAAGAGAAGGAUAAACGUGAAGCACUCAACAAACAUUUACCAAUCCACAUCGACAAUGAUAUGCCACGAGAGGUUGGCACGAGAUGCGGGCAAGAAAAGGAACCAAGGAGGACGAUAAAGGAAAGAUUCAACGCUCAGGUUGCCAAUGCAGUUUCAGCAUUAGGUAACAUUGGUGGAGGAGUGUUAGUACAUGUAGAAGCGCCCUCUCAGACAUUAGCUAGGAUUUUCUGGGCUUAACAGGAUUACUUGAAAAUAGAGAACUGGAAAACUGGAGAACUGGUAUAUCAGCUAACGUAACGUUAUCAAUGACAGUGUGAAUCUUAUCAUCAUCUCAUAAAACAUAAGUCAAUCAUUAAGCAAAAUGUCUGACAUGUAGAUGCAUUGUGCAAAAUGAAUCAUUUAGUCUGCUUUAAAAAGACGUACGUUCUCACCAGAGAUGAUGAACCUGGAUCAUUCGUGAUUGGAGAUAAUUGACGACAGCGCUGUAUAUUUGAUACCUUAUGUGACAUGAUCUUCACUAUUGGAGCGAAACAAAUUCAUGUAAGUGUCUCUUAAAUGGAAACCCCCAGGCCCUUGACCUUCUUUGGUUAUGCUUAAAUAAUAUUUGCCAGUUAUGGAGGACCGUUACAACCCUGCAAAGCUGUCCAUGUAUAUUUGCUUCUAACGUUGACAUGUAUUGAAGUCAUUGCAGUGUCUGUGAGUUUGGCCAUUUUUGGAAUGUAUUUCAGAUAACAUGAUUGGCUAAAUACAGUGAAUGCUGACAUGCAAUGUAUUUCCAGUAGAUGAUUCUCCCAAAUACAAUGGCUUUAGAAAUACUUAGUAUUCAGAGUAAUAUUUUGAUUUUGAUAAUUAACUAGUCUUAGUUGAAAAAAUAAUCCAC